This is a messenger RNA of Brassica napus (rape), 2228 nucleotides long. Its product is annotated as putative FBD-associated F-box protein At1g05080. Gene Ontology annotation, molecular function: protein binding. Bases 216 to 1478 code for a protein of 420 amino acids. Lineage: Eukaryota; Viridiplantae; Streptophyta; Magnoliopsida; Brassicales; Brassicaceae. The record is from RefSeq and is a predicted model, not a curated record. The transcript is spliced from 3 exons.
GGAUAAAGAUAUAUUUCUAAUUUAGAUAAUGAUAAGUUUAUACAAAUAAGCAAAAAGUUAAAAAGGAAAUUUAAGAAAUAUUAUGUGAAUGAGAUUUUAUAAACUUAUACUUUUAUGAAGAUUAGGGUUUUCUUCUUCGUGCAGUUCAUCAUCCCCUUUGUUUUUUUUUUGGUGCAAAUAUCAUCAUCCCCUUUGUUCUCAUAAAACUUAAAAAAAUGCCUCGCAUAGACAGGAUCAGUGCGUUGCAUGACGAUUUGCUGGUGAAUAUAUUGUCUCAAGUCCCGACAAAAGAUGCCGUGACAACCAUGGUUUUGUCCAAAAGAUGGGCUUUGGUCUGGACGAUGGUGCCUAAACUUGAAUACGAGGAUACAAGCAAAGAAGGGGGAAAGAACCUUUGGCGCUUAGUUGACAAGUCUUUGCAACUCCACAAAGCACCUGUACUAGAAAGCAUGCAUAUUCAAGCUGAACGCCAGUUUACGGACGAUGCAGAUGUUGGAAAGUGCGUCUCAUACGCUGUUGACCACAACGUUCGAGAGAUAUCUCUUAUUAUACCAUCCUUUAUUUUACCAUCUCAACCAAAGAUCCUGCUGCUACCAUCGAACUUUUACACCUCCAAAACGCUAGUGAAUCUGACUCUAUCAUGUAGUGCUCUCGUCGUUGAUGUUCCUUCCCUAGCUUGCUUUCCAUUCCUUCAGACGCUGGCCCUUCUCAAUGUUGUGUUUAAUGAUGAAAGCUCUCAUGCUAGGCUUCUAGCGAAUUGCCCUGCGCUCAGUUAUUUGCAUGUGAUCCGAUACUAUAGUGACAAUGUGACAAGGUUCAUUGUGAAAGUUCCUUCUUUAAAGAGUUUUACAUACACGGACAAUCACGAAAGAUAUUCUGCUAUGCCCUUGGUUUUAUAUUCCCCUGGAUUACAACACCUUAGUAUAUUUGAUUAUGGAGACCUUGGCUCGAUCCAGAACAUGCCUCACCUUGAAACGGCUUAUGUUGGUCACUUGGUUCCUCAGCCAAAUGACAAGUUUCUGAGAUCUUUUUCCUCUGUCGGGAGUCUCCAUUUGAGAUUGAUGGACGUUGAAUGUUUUAGCGCCAUUAAUUUCCCUCGGCUCAUGAAGUUUAAACUGCAUCUUUUUAAACCAAGUUUCUCAGAGUUAAGGCCAGGUUACUCAGAGUACUGUUCAUUAGAACCACUUAUGCUUUUCCUACAUAACUCCCCUAUACUAAAAGUUCUUACGAUCAGCUACGGUGUGGGUCUUUACUACGAGGACCUCCCACUUUCGUGGAACCAACAAAGUUCUGUACCCGGAUGCUUGUUGGCCCAUCUCGAAAUCUUUGUGUGGGAUAAGUUUGGGGGAAGAAGAAGACAAGAGAGAGAAUGUGUGGAAUACAUCCUUGCAAACUCAAAGUGUUUAAAGACGGCCACAGUCUCCUUCCAAGAUGUUACUACAGUCUCGAGGAGAAAGAGAAGAUGGUGGGGGACAUAAAAUCUUUGUAUAGGGUUUCAACAUCAUCUCAGCUGAUAACCCAUUCGGAUUCUACAAAUCCUGGAAGGGCAACGACUUGAGAAAUAAAAAAUUUCUUCUGUGGACCUUUUGGUAUGAACACUUUGCUGAUGAGAAUAACUUUAAUUCUCUGACAUGCUAAAAUACUAGAUUCAUAUUUUUGUUCAUGGUCUUUUGCCAUAUUUUCACCCCUUUUUUUGACGUCGCAUAUUUUCACUUUAUAUAUGACUAUUAGCAAGCAAAUGUUGUUGUUUUUUUGGACGAAAGCACGCAAAUGUUGUUUGAGAUUAAGAAAAAAUGAUUUGUUUGAUUCUUUAACUUACACAUGAUCCUUGCUUUUGUCGUGUAGGGAGAUUAAUCUUUGGUUCUGAAAUGAAGACUCUUUCUUCAACUCUAUCUUCUCCUAACUUGCGUAUUUAUCAUAAAAAAACUCGGUUUCUAGAAAACAGAUAGAGAAGCUUUGUUAAUUCCGGCUUUAACAUUGUUUUUCAUAACUUGGAAUUAUACACUUACUCAAAAGAGCGAUUGAUAAGUGUUAUUCAUUCUUGCUCGAACCUUUUACAGUAAAGCUAGGAGAAUCUGCAUUUAUAUAGUCUCUAGCCAAAGUUUCUCAUAAUAUAAUAUUUGUUAUAAUGUAAUAUUACAAUUAAUUAAUAUAUGUAUUGUUGGUCUCUUUUUCAUCUGCCGAUGUAUUGUCCCCCAGUUACUAUGAUACGUAAAGAACUAAAGAUA